Messenger RNA from Closterium sp. Naga37s-1, 2721 nucleotides. The record is from the annotation of a GenBank genome assembly. NCBI's taxonomy places the organism in Eukaryota, Viridiplantae, Streptophyta, Zygnematophyceae, Desmidiales, Closteriaceae.
GACAUCACAAGCCGGGUGCCAGCUUCAGGCCCUACGAGCAACGGGCACAGCGGGCGUGCAAGUGGAACCCCUGUGAAGGCGGUGCUGACACCUGAUUUCGCCCACCUUAUCGUCGUCAGUGCCAGCAGCAGCAACCGGGAUGGGAAGCAAGGGCGGCAGGGAAAGCAGGAGCAGGACGAAGCUGGCUGUGAGCUAGCACUGUUUGACACGGCCAUGAUGAGACACAGCCUCUGGGAGGUGCUGGCAAUGGCGACCCAAGGGGCGGCGCUCACAGGGCUCAUGGAGUCCGUGUCAGCCACUGCUGCCGCCAUGCACGGCCUAUGGGAGGCCGCCAGCUGUCAGUGGCGGGAGAAGGUGCAGGGGCUGCAGCGACUGCUGGAGGAGAACGACUGCCCCUCGGACCCUCGAUCAGAGCUCCUGUACAUGCUGGCAACAGGAGCUGCCAGCACGGAUUUGAACAGCUUCUUCACAGAUACUCUCGCAGGCGAAGCGGUAAGGAGGACAGGCAGGGCCUUGAUGGAGGGCUAUGCUGGAGAUUUCGCUGUUGGGAGUGAAGCUGCUGGCGCGAAAGAUAGAGACGACGCGCUGUACUCUCUGCUCACGCUGCACUCUCUGCUCACGCUGCACUCUCUGCUCACGCUGCACUCUCUGCUCACGCUGUACUCUCUGCUCACGCUGCACUCUCUGCUCACGCUGCACUCUCUGCUCACGCUGCACUCUCUGCUCACGCUGCACUCUCUGCUCACGCUGCACUCUCUGCUCACGCUGCACUCUCUGCUCACGCUGUACUCUCUGCUCACGCUGCACUCUCUGCUCACGCUGCACUCUCUGCUCACGCUGCACUCUCUGCUCACGCUGCACUCUCUGCUCACGCUGCACUCUCUGCUCACGCUGCACUCUCUGCUCACGCUGCACUCUCUGCUCACGCUGCACUCUCUGCUCACGCUGCACUCUCUGCUCACGCUGCACUCUCUGCUCACGCUGCACUCUCUGCUCACGCUGCACUCUCUGCUCACGCUGCACUCUCUGCUCACGCUGCACUGCACCAGUAUUGCCUGGCUACUCUGCCAACUGUCACCUGCCCCUCACACAUUCAACCCUCAUAUUUACCUGCCCACCCUCAGGGAGAGACCCUCCUCCGCCUCUCCUCCCUGCACUCCCUCCCAUGUUCCCCCCAUCCACCAGGGAGUGAAGCGCCUGGCGAGAACGAUAGAGACAGCAGGGAACGCGCUGCAUGAUGGGUUGUUACAGGAGGCGAUGGAGGAGGUGAAGGUGGCGAUGGUGUGGAGCGAGCGUGUGGUGCGGCUGCUGGCGGUGGUGCUGCCGCAGUUUGCCGCCUUCUUUGUGUGGCUGCUGCGCUGCAUCCGGGCGGCGAACGAGGAUGAGGACGAGGACGUCAGGCCGGGCGGCAACGCUGCCAGCAGCCAGGCGCUGCUGGUCAACACGGCAGUGGUGGCGGAUUUUCUCCACCAGCACUUUGACCGCGACCCCAUCAAGGCACACCUGGACCCACCUGCCCCAGAUGACACCUCCCCAGGCGCCAGGGUGCCACCUCCACCCAUGUUCGCUGGCAUCACGAGUGGCACGCACGAGGAUGGGGACGUGCUGCUAAGAGAAGUCGUCUGCGACCUAGCUGGAAUCACCAACCCAGCAGCCGUGCAUCCCCAGGGAGGCAACACUCUCCGGCAGCAGCUGGAUCUAGUGCGAGACAGUUGUGAAGCGGUGCUAUUAGCCACGACAGCCAGCUUCACUGCUCGUGCCGUGCUCGCCCUGCCGCCUCUGCCUCUGCCUGCUGUGCCGACCACACAUCUUCUGACUUCGAGCCAAAUGAUCGCCACCCAACAGAUUGCCGCCCAGCAGAGAGCACCUGCUCAAGCACAAGCUAAAGAUGCAGCAGCAACAGCAGCAGCAGCAGCAACAGCAGCAGCAGCAACAGCAGCAGCAGCAACAGCCGCCAUGCCUGUUCGGGCGCCUAUCAGCAUCUGCUGCCCCCAACCUUCCUCGCUGCUCAACUCUGGUAAAGCCACCAUCACCCCUCACCACCGCCUCCCACCACUCUCCAAGUGCGUCGUUGCGCUUCCCCUCCUCCUGUCGUCCACCCCUGGUAGCAGCAGCAGCAGCAGCAGCAGCAGCCAAGUGUUGGACCACCACAUUGCGCUGCUGCUCACCGCUGCCGCUGCCACUAAAGCAGGCAGCGCAGCAGCAGGGGCCAUGCAGCAGCAAGCCGGGGAGCAGCAGCAGCAGCAGCAGGGGAGGCUGGUGGUGUGUCCGAUGGAGGGACUAAUCUUCACAGGGAUCCAGCUGGGCCACGGAGACACACUCCUGCAGGUACAGAUAUGGCCUCGGGCAACGCCCUUUCACCUUCUUGAGGCGCCUCAAAAAUCACAUCACCCCCCGCUCUCAUUCCGCUUCUCCCCUUUCUCGAACCCCUCCUCCCUUCUCCAAUCCUCUGCGCAGCAUCUACCGCCCUCUCAGCCCCUGCCCUCGGAGGGCCUCAGGCAACGCCCUCUCACCUUCGCCCGGCCUCUCAUGCCGCUCGCUGCUAGCUCUGCUCGUGGCUUGGCUGCGGUGUUUGGGGCUCAGCGGAGGGUGUUGGUACUGGACCUUGAGGAGGAGGAAGAGGAAGAGGAGGAUGAGGAAGAAGGGGAGGAGAAUGAGGAGGAUGGGGGAGAGGACAACGAGGAAGGAGAGGAAGGAAAGGGGGCUGAAGAGGGAGGAUGA